AUGGGAGGAAUCUUAGACAGUACUAGGUUGUGUGGUUCUCCUACGGUAGUUGAGGUUUUUCAAAAGGUAUUUGCAGAGUUGAUAGGGUCAUAUUUUUUAGUGUUUGCUGGGUGUUGCUCUGUGGUUCUUAAUAAUUCAGAAAAGACAAAAGGCCAAAUAACAUUUCCGGGAGUUUGCGUAGUGUGGGGUUUCACAGUAACCAUCUUGGCUUAUUCUCUUGCUCAUGUCUCUGGUGCUCAUUUCAAUCCUGGAGUCACUCUCAGCUUAGCUAUCUAUCGUCGUUUCCCUUUCAAAAUGGUGCCUUUGUAUUUUAUUGCGCAAAUAUUGGGAUCUUUCCUUGCCAGUGGGACGUUGUACCUUCUGUUUGAAGUAGACGAUAAUUCUUAUUUCGGAACAAGACCGGCAGGAUCUCCAGUUCAAUCUCUUGUUUUUGAGUUACUUGCAACAUUUUUAUUAAUGUUCGUUAUCUGUGCGGUUUCAACGGAUAAAAGAGCGAUUGGAAAAUUAGGAGGGGUUGUUGUUGGUAUGACAGUUACAGUAGACGUCUUCAUUGCUGGACCUGUGUCAGGAGCUUCUAUGAACCCAGCUAGAAGCCUUGGACCUGCUUUGGUGAUGAACGUUUACACUGGAUUUUGGAUUUAUAUAGUUGGACCAUUUGUUGGUGCCAUACUAGGUGCAACGUGUUAUAACUUUAUUAGACAUACCGAUUGUAACCCUCCGAUUUAG
Molecule: messenger RNA, 726 nt
Organism: Vigna umbellata (rice bean)
Lineage: Eukaryota; Viridiplantae; Streptophyta; Magnoliopsida; Fabales; Fabaceae
Product: putative aquaporin NIP-type
Biological process (GO): transmembrane transport
Cellular component (GO): membrane
Molecular function (GO): channel activity
Source: RefSeq, a predicted model, not a curated record